GAGAGGUCGCCUGAGACGCUUCCCGCCGCUCGUUGCGGUCGCUCGUACGUCGCAGACCGUGAUAUCGCUCGCUGACGUCCAAGACGAUGAUCCCUAGGAGAGCCCUGAUUGUGGGCCGCCAGCAUUAUGCUCAUGCGCUGUCUACUCGCGCGUCGACAAUACUCUCCGCUGUUGGGAUCCCUGCCGAGAGCGAGCUGCCCGGGGUAUACCACGGAGAGUGGGUGGGUUCUGGAGACGUCCUCGAGAGCGUAUGUCCGACGACUGGUGAGGUUCUCGCGCGCGUUCGUUCUGCGUCCCCUCAGGAACUUCAGACGGCCCUAGGAAAGUCUAGAGAGGCGUAUACAUGGUUCCGGAUGCUGCCAGCGCCCAAAAGGGGUGAAAUACUCCGCCAAAUUCGAGAGGCUUUGGCGGCGAAGCGCGAUGAGCUGGGUGCGCUUGUAUCCCUCGAGAUGGGGAAAAUCAAGACCGAAGGCACAGGCGAGGUGCAAGAGUUCAUUGACAUAGCCGACUAUGCUGUGGGCCUGUCACGAAUGAUGAAUGGCCGAGUCGUUGCCUCAGAAAGACCAGGCCACAGUAUCCUGGAGGUCCCCAACCCUCUGGGUGUCAUCGCGGUCCUCUCAGCGUUCAACUUCCCAGUCGCGGUCUAUGGAUGGAAUCUUGCUCUCUCAUUCGCUGCCGGAAACGCCACGCUCUGGAAGCCAUCUCCGAGUACCCCGCUCUGUUCGAUCGCCGUCACGAAGAUUAUCUCCGGAGUACUGGAGAACAACGGCGUCCCAGGCGCUGUGGCAGGUCUGGUCACUGGAGGGAAGGAUGUUGGCGAAGCUGUCAUUGAAAGCAAAGACGUUGACAUGGUGUCCUUCACAGGUAGUGAAGCUGUCGGCCGACAAGUAGGCAAGGUUGUCCAAAGUCGCUUCGGGAAAGUAUUGCUCGAGCUCGGAGGAAACAACGCGGCGAUCAUCAUGCCGGAUGCCGACCUCGACCUCGCCGUGCCCGCCGUCUUCUUCGGCGCUGUCGGGACCGCCGGGCAGCGCUGCACCACCACGAGAAGGCUCUACCUGCACCGGCACAUCGCCCCUGCGUUCAUCGAACGUCUGCAGAAGCUCUACUCGUCCAUCCGUCCGGGGGAUCCGCUCGAACAGGGCACCCUUCUCGGGCCUCUGCACACACGUGCCGCGGUAGGUAUCUACUCUGGCGCCGUCGACCGUCUGCGCAAGGAGGGCGCCCAGAUCCUAUCAGGUGGUUCCUCGUACCAAGGCCUCGCGAAGCCACUCGACGGCGGCAACUUCGUGAUGCCGACAAUUGCGGUGCCAAAGUCGGUCAACAUCAAGGACGCUGUGUGGAGCCAGGAGACUUUUGCGCCUGUGUUAUGCGUCGGUGUGUUCGACGAACUCGAGCAGGCGAUUGCUUGGAACAACGGCGUUCCCCAGGGCUUGAGCAGCAGCCUGUGGACCAGGGACCUCCGCAAUGUUGGCAAGUGGAUUGGGCCAGCAGGCUCUGACGCAGGUAUCGUCAAUGUCAAUGUCGGUACGAGCGGUGCUGAAAUCGGAGCCGCGUUCGGAGGAAACAAGAGCACCGGAUGGGGUCGUGAGUCGGGCGGCGAUGCUUGGAAAGAAUACGUCCGGUGGGGCGCUUGCACCAUCAAUUUCUCAGACGAGGCGCCGUUGGCUCAAGGCGUGCAGUUCUCUUCCACCGCAUGAGGCUCUGCCAAUACCCAUUCCACCCUGGCCAGGACGCCUUCAGGUUCUGAGAUUGAAUGAGGAUGCGCACACGGCGCUCCGUGCAGUCGAGCGACCACGACUCUUCGGCCUGCAUGCAAUGUGACAUACGUGCAUUCGGUGGCAUGACAUACAGUACAUGUUGUCUGAGCCGUCGGCAAUACCUUGGUCGUCGGUUUGACGGACUCGUACUUACCAGGGGCGAGGUGGAACUUCAUUGUUACCAUAAUUGUACAUUAGCAGCUCUUGGAAUGGAUCUCGAUGGGACACGUGAUGAGAGGCCAAGCGAGGCACCCGGCAGCCGGGCAGGACUCC
Molecule: messenger RNA, 2030 nt
Organism: Rhodofomes roseus
Lineage: Eukaryota; Fungi; Basidiomycota; Agaricomycetes; Polyporales; Fomitopsidaceae
Product: NAD-aldehyde dehydrogenase
Exons: 12
Coding region: 87-1697 (536 amino acids)
Molecular function (GO): aldehyde dehydrogenase (NAD+) activity
Source: RefSeq, a predicted model, not a curated record